UCGGCACGUGCGGUUGACUCCUGUGAUCCUGCCGGAAAAUCGAAACGGAAAGCUUAACGCAACUAAUCCAGAACGGAAUCGCGAGUGUUUUGCCGCCAAGUGUUGCUUGCAUUCGUGUUGCAAGUGAAUUGAAAUGAUGCUAAAAGGCCACGGGUGACUUGCACUGGUCGAAUUUCUCUAUAAAAGUGGUUAUUGUUGGCCCAAUUGUGAAACAGUUAUAUAGUGAGUUUCACUAAAACAGGAGAUAAACUAACUAACUAAAUAAUAAAACUGAAACACACUCUUAGUUAACAUUUAUAACUGGACAUAUAUUUGCUACUACUACGCCAUUACAACGGUGUUCAACAACGGAAUGAUAAACAUUUUGGAGCAAAUGAAAGUUGCAAAAACUUUCUUGAAUCGCUUUUCAAUCGUUCGCUUUGAUUUCGGCCACUGAAAAUUCAAUAGUAAUUUGGCUGAUUUCGCGGAUACAUCAACAACAAGUAGAACUCGCUCGCGUGCCAAGUCGCGCGCCUUUUUAGCCGCUUGUUGGCAAUUUAGCCGCGACUUUGGCGACAUUUGCCGUCAGCUGCGUGUUCACUUUUUACAAGUGAUUAUCUGACAAGACAACUCGAUGGUUUCCAGUCAUUAACAAACUUAAUCAAACUAAAUAUAUACAAAAUGAAAACAAACUUUACUCAGUUCCGUGCCCAAAACUGUGCGAUAAAUGUUACACUGCUCUUAAUCCUGAUGAGUCAACAAUGCAAUCCUCAGAGAGUGGAGGUGCCAGCGGAAGUCAUCGUUGAUCCCAAAUUUAGUUCUCCAAUUGUGAAUAUGACAGCGCCCGUGGGACGUGACGCCUUCCUAACGUGCGUCGUUCAGGAUCUGGGUCCUUACAAGGUUGCGUGGCUUCGAGUCGACACACAAACAAUUCUAACCAUUCAAAAUCAUGUUAUAACAAAAAACCAACGCAUUGGUAUCGCGAACUCUGAGCACAAAACCUGGACAAUGCGCAUUAAGGACAUUAAAGAGUCGGACAAAGGCUGGUACAUGUGCCAAAUCAACACGGAUCCGAUGAAAAGCCAAAUGGGUUACCUAGAUGUUGUGGUACCGCCGGAUAUCCUAGAUUAUCCUACGAGCACGGACAUGGUCGUUCGCGAGGGCAGUAACGUGACGCUCAAAUGCGCCGCUACCGGUUCGCCAGAGCCGACAAUUACAUGGCGACGUGAAAGUGGAGUGCCUAUCGAGCUGGCCAGCGGAGAGGAGGUCUUGAGCAUUGAGGGCACUGAUCUAAUAAUACCGAACGUAAGACGUCAUCAUAUGGGCGCCUACUUGUGCAUAGCUUCCAACGGAGUCCCGCCUUCGGUGAGCAAACGGAUAACGCUUGUUGUGCAUUUCCCACCGAUGAUCACCGUUCAGAACCAAUUGAUUGGAGCUGUAGAGGGAAAAGGAGUGACUUUGGAAUGCGAAUCGGAGGCAUACCCCAAGUCGAUCAACUACUGGACCAGGGAACGUGGAGAGAUUGUGCCACCAGGCGGCAAAUACUCGGCGAACGUCACGGAAAUCGGUGGCUAUCGCAAUUCGAUGCGGCUCCACAUAAAUCCCCUUACGCAGGCCGAAUUUGGGGCUUAUCGCUGCGUGGCGAAGAAUUCCCUUGGCGACACGGAUGGCACAAUUAAGCUGUACAGAAUACCCCCGAAUGCCGUAAACUAUGUGGAGAACUUUGAGGCGCGACACAAAGGCAAGAAGCGGACGAAAGGCUCGGAGUCGCAUCAUCCGGCCAGGGCCCAGGAGCACAGCGGCGAGGACAUGGAAAAUCCGGGAAAAAGAAAAGCCGAUUUGAGCCUGAGUGCGGAGAGCAUCGACAGCAUUUACGGAUCCUCUGCAGCUCGAACUUGGCGGCAGGACCUCGGCGGACUGCUGCUCCUGGCAGUGGCAGUGGCAUUGGCAAUGGCCCUGGCUCCGAUGCGGGAAACUCAGAUGACACUGCCGCCACAAGCACUGACGCAUGUUUGACACAGACGCCGAGUUGACAUGGACAUGGAGAUGCAGUCAGCGCCAAAUCUGAACUUGCGGCUGGAGCUGGAGCUGGAGCAAUGUCUGCAGUCUGCGACUGUGGCAGUGGCAGUGCAAUGAUGAUUGAGUUUGUCAAUGCCAAACGCUGCUCGGUGCUGAUUUAUGGCUCGUUGCGGCUGCUCUAGUUAAAGUUUGUCGACGCCGAAUUACAUAUAUCACAUCCAUGACGCGGCGGGCGGUCCGCGUCUGUAGCCAGUAAGUAAACUAGGCUUCCUAAUCCAAAAUCGCGCUGUUGUCAGGCUGUUGGAUUUUAGUUAAGGUUCAAGCUUAGCCUUCGGUGCAACCUUUGUAAAAUAUCGCAGAUUGCAAAUCAAUUACGGCACGUGUAUAUAGACGUAUGGCAAGGUUUUUGUAAAGAGUUGGAGUUGGCAAGGGGCUAUGUAUUAUAAAUAUUGUAAGAACCAG
This is a messenger RNA of Drosophila elegans, 2460 nucleotides long. It is a transcript of the gene DIP-eta, whose product is annotated as limbic system-associated membrane protein. The record is from RefSeq and is a predicted model, not a curated record. The coding region runs from base 661 to 1995 and encodes 444 amino acids. Lineage: Eukaryota; Metazoa; Arthropoda; Insecta; Diptera; Drosophilidae. The transcript has 12 exons. Gene Ontology annotation, cellular component: neuron projection.